Brachypodium distachyon (stiff brome) is the source of this 1428-nucleotide messenger RNA. RefSeq names its product probable auxin efflux carrier component 5c. Gene Ontology annotation, biological process: auxin export across the plasma membrane; auxin polar transport. Gene Ontology annotation, cellular component: endoplasmic reticulum; plasma membrane. Bases 76 to 1188 code for a protein of 370 amino acids. The transcript is spliced from 3 exons. Gene Ontology annotation, molecular function: auxin efflux transmembrane transporter activity. The record is from RefSeq and is a predicted model, not a curated record. Lineage: Eukaryota; Viridiplantae; Streptophyta; Magnoliopsida; Poales; Poaceae.
AACACACCAAAACUCCAUUUCUAGCUAGCUAAGCUCCUCAUAGAUACUCGAGAGAAAGCAAAGACACCGAUCGAGAUGAUAGCGUGGGGCGAUAUCCGGAAGGUGGUGUCGGCGAUGGCGCCGCUCUACUUCGCGCUGGGGCUGGGCUACGGCUCGUCCCGCUGGUGGCAUCUCCUGGCAAGCCCAGAGCAGUGCGCGGCCGUCAACACUCUAGUCGCCUUCUUCUCCAUGCCCUUCUUCACCUUCGACUUCGUCUCCGGCGUCGACCCUUCCGCCGUCAACUUCCGCGUCCUCGCCGCCGACGCGCUCGCCAAGCUCCUCGCCAUCCUCGCGGCCUGGGCUUGGGCCUGGGCCAGGCAAUACGACGACUGGUCGUGGCCCAUCACGGGGUUCUCGCUGGCCACGCUGAGCAACACGCUGGUGGUGGGCGUGCCGCUGCUGGAGGCCAUGUAUGGUGAUUGGGCCAGGGAGCUCAUGGUCCAGGUCGCCGUCGCGCAGUCCGUCGUCUGGGUCCCGCUCCUUCUCCUCGCCUUCGAGCUCCGCAACGCCUGCUGUGUGUUGCAUUUGCAGCCGGAGCCGGAGACGAAGACCAAGGACGGCGGCGGCGACGUCGAAUUAGCCGCUGCUGCUGCGGCUCGAGUUGAGCGUGAUCCGAAUGCCAGGGCCGGCAAUGGCAAUGGCAAUAAGAAAAUCCGGCGGUGUUGGGCGAUGGCGAGGACGGUGGGGAUCAAGGUGGCGAGCAACCCCAACGUGUACGCGAGCGUGCUGGGCGUGGCCUGGGCAUGCGCGGCCUACAGGUGGCGCGUCGGCAUGCCGGGCGUGGUCACCGGGGCGCUCCAGGUCAUGUCCAGGACCGGCACCGGCAUGUCCAUGUUCAGCAUGGGGCUGUCGAUGGCGCAGCAGGAGCGGAUGGUGGCGUGCGGCGCGGGGCUGGCGGCGCUGGGGAUGGCGCUGCGGUUCGUGGCCGGGCCGGCGGCGGCGCUCGCGGGGGCGGCGGCGAUGGGGAUCCGGGGAAACGUGCUGCGGUUCGUGGUCGUACAGGCGGCGCUGCCGCAGUCCAUCGCAUCCUUCGUCUUCGCCAAGGAGUACGGCCUCCACGCCGACGUGCUCAGCACCGCGGUUAUAUUCGGGACGCUGCUUUCUCUGCCGGUGCUCAUCGCCUAUUAUGCGCUCCUCGACAUCAUCUGACGACAACACAAAGCUGCUUAUUAUUACUGGAGUAGUAGUACAGAAGAUCUCGUAAGCCCAUUAAUUGGUCCUUGACAUCAUCUGACGAUAGUAGCUUGAUCACUGUCUCCACUAAGAUGUAAACCACGCAUGUAGAAUUAACGGUUGAUCGAGCUGGGUUGACGCAUGGGGAUUGAUUGACUGUACUUACGCUGUGUAGAAGAAAAAAAAAUCAUGAGUUUGCUCCAUCCAGUUGACAUA